ACGAUUCCAGAGCAUGCAUGCGGCCUCCGAGCCGGUGUAGCUCGGGAGCAUUUUGAUAUUAAUACUGUAAUUGCGACCCUGAAAACCGGCAUCAUGGAGGCUGUUAAAGCAUUUAACGGCGAGCUGUAUUCGCUCAAUGAAUACAAGCCUCCGAUCUCCAAAGCCAAGAUGACCCAGAUCACAAAGUCUGCAAUUAAAGCUAUAAAGUUCUACAAGCACGUGGUCCAGAGCGUUGAGAAGUUCGUUCAGAAGUGUAAACCAGAAUACAAGGUGCCAGGGUUGUACGUCAUUGACUCAAUUGUACGGCAGUCACGGCACCAGUUCGGUCAGGAAAAAGAUGUGUUUGCGCCACGGUUCAGCAAAAACAUCAUCGGAACCUUCCAGAACCUCUACCGAUGUCCAUCUGAUGACAAAAGUAAGAUCGUCAGGGUGCUUAACUUGUGGCAGAAGAACCAAGUGUUCAAAAGUGACAUCAUCCAGCCUCUGCUGGACAUGGCGGCUGGUCUGCCACCCCCCAGCGUCACGCCCGUCACCUCCAGCUCUGCUGCGCCCGUCAACAGCACUACUCCUGGUACUCCUGCCACUCCAGCAACCCCUGCUAACAUAGUGCAGAGUCUACCAGACUGGGCCGCACAGAUCUCCAACACAGAUACGGUGGCUGCAGUGGCUCAAAUUCUACAGAGCCCUCAGGGCCAACAGCUCCAGCAGCUGGUGCAGAGUCUGCAGAUGCAGCAGCAGAAGCCGCAGCCGUCUCUCCUGCAGGCGCUGGACGCGGGCCUUGUGGUGCAGCUGCAGGCCCUCACCGCCCAGCUCACGGCCGCCGCCGCCGCCAACACGCUCAACCCCCUGGAGCAGCGGGUCUCCUCCUUCAACAAGAAACUGUUGGGGCAGUUUGACUUUGGGAAUGAAGCGGAGCGGCAAGAGGAGACCAAGAAGGAGACGGUGCAGCCUCAAUUGCCCAUGGUGUCUGAGUCCAUCAACAGCUCCAUCUUCCAUCAGUUGGCUGAGCAGCUGCAGCAGCAGAAUCUGGAGCAGUUCCAGAAGCAGCUGAUGGAACACCAGCAGCACCAGCAGCAGCAUCAGCAGAAGACGAUGUCGAUGGAGAGUCAAGAGUCCCUUUACGGCCCAGAUAACAGCUCCACGCCCACACAGGGCAGCAGCCAACUCCAGCUAGCGGAGACGGACUCCAAGAUGGAUGACUCCAUAGACAACCAGCAGCAGGAUAUGGACAUAGAUGAGGGGCAGGACACUAUGGACGAGGAGAUGUUCGAGACCGAUGAGAAGAAGACCAGUGGGACUCGCUCCAGGUCACGUUCCAGGUCUCGCUCCAGAUCUCCCCGCAAAAGACGGUCAAGAUCGCGCUCCGGGUCUCGGAAGCGGAAACACCGCAAACGCUCCCGCUCCCGGUCACGAGACCGCAAGAGGAAGUCCUCGCGCUCCUACUCCAGCGAGCGGCGCGCUCGAGAGAGAGAAAAGGAACGACAGAAGAAGGGACUCCCUCCCAUACGCUCCAAAUUCCUCAGUGUGUGCAGCACUACUCUCUGGGUGGGCCAAGUGGACAAGAAGGCCACCCAGCAGGACCUCACCAACCUGUUUGAGGAGUUUGGCCAAAUUGAAUCCAUCAAUAUGAUUCCCCCUAGGGGCUGUGCCUACAUCUGCAUGGUGCACAGACAAGACGCCUACCGUGCUCGCCAGAAGCUCAGCACCGGCUCCUUCAAGAUCGGCUCCAAGGUCAUCAAGAUUGCAUGGGCACUCAAUAAGGGUGUGAAGCAGGAGUAUAAACAGUUCUGGGAUGUGGACCUUGGCGUUACCUACAUCCCUUGGGAAAAAGUCAAGCUCGAUGACCUGGAAGGCUUUGCUGAAGGAGGAAUGAUUGAUCAAGAAACCAUUAAUAGUGACUGGGAGGCUCAGAAGAAUGCCGAGGCGGCCAAGGAGACGCAGAGCCAGGCGGCCGCAGCUGAGGCCAGUGCCGUCACUAACGCCCAGAGCGAGGCCUACGCCCAACCUGUCACCAUGAUGCCUGUACAGAUCCCCGUGGCACAGUCUGCGGUCCCUGCAGUCGGCCUGGUGCCGCCUUCGUUUCCGGUUACCAUGGCGAUGCCCCCACCUGGCUUCGGUCCUCCUCCGCCUUUCCUGAGGGCAGGAUUCAACGCCUCUCAGCCUCCACCAGGAUUCAUGCCUCCAGGAGUUGCUCAGACCACUGUAGGAACUGGUCUCCAAUCAGCUGCAGCAUCGCUAGUGCAGCCCUCCAUGUCUGGCGCACAUGAGAGUAAGGACUCUCCGUACGCAGCUAUGCUCCCCCAGGCCGGCUUCUUACCUCAGGGCAUCCCUGGAGUAUACAACCCUUUGGGAGUCCAGCAGCAGCAGCAACAACAACAACAACAACAACAACAGCAACAACAUCAACAACAUCAACAGCAGCAGCAACAACAACAACAACAACAACAACAGCAGCAGCAUCACGGAGGCAUGGAGAAAGCACAGCAGCCUUCAGAGGGCAUGGACGCCACUAGUGCAGAGCUCACGCUGCAAGGGAUGCAUAACGCGGUGCGCAGCGGCAUGGGCCUGCUUGGCAUGCACCCCUCGACGGCUCUUGGCCACCAGCUCACAGGCCAGAGGAUGCCUGGCCUCCUGCCCUUGGAUCUGCGGCCCAAUCUCCUCCAGGGUGCCAACGCCCGCUUCCCGCUGCUCAUGCAACAAGGCCUUUCGCACCAAGCUAGCCUGCUGGAUGCCUCCCUCCAGGCACAGGCACAGGCACAGGCCCAGGCCCAAGCCCAGGCCCAAGCUCGUCUCCGGGCCCCCUUCCAGCAGAUGGAGGCCUUCAGCAGGGCCGCUAACCCCGCGGCUGCUGGCGCGGACAAGCCUGAGGAGGAGGCGGCCCCGAGCAGGGCGGAGGGCAACGCGCAGCAGGACGGAGACCAGGACUACCGCUUCCCCCCGCCGGAGAAGAAGCAGAGCACCGGCCUGCUGAGGACCCCGCCGCCCGAGAUGCGGGAGCAGCAGCAGGCCACCUCCAGACCCCCGCUCCUGGAGAGACCUCCGCGACCCUCGCUGCUAGGCGACGGGCGCAAAGAAGCCAGCCUGGCCGGAGGCUUCCGGGGCGAGAGCCGCUGGGGGCCGCCCAGAGGGGACUUUGACGAGCGAGACGUACGCGGGGGGGCGGCCGCAACCGGGACCCCGAAAGGUUUCCAGGAAGAACGGCCGAUGGCCAACUUCCCUAACCGCUUCGAGAUGCGUGGUGGAGGAGCAGCGGCAGCAGCAGCAGCCUCAGUGUCUUCUUCAGCAGCAGGAGGAGGAGGUGGUGCUAGUGGGGCAGGAUCUGCAGCAGGAGGUCCUGCCUGGAAUAGAGGAGGCGCAGCCUUCAACGCAGACAUCCACAAAGACUUUGAUGACAGGCGGCGACCGUGGGAAAGGCAGAGGGACCGCGACGAGCGCGAGCAAGACUUUGACUUCCGAAGGGAGAUGAACGGCAACCGGCACAGCCGGGAGCGUGAUCGAGACCGCGAACGGGAGAGGGACCGGGACCGCGAGAGAGACCGAGACCGGGACCGCGGCCGGGACCGCGGCGGAGAUCGCAACCGUGACCGCGACCGAGAACGAGGGGACAGAGAGUGGGAGCGAGACCGGGAUCGAGAUCGAGAUCGCGACCGCGAGGCUGAGCGAGAGAAGAGGGAUGAGGAGAGGAAGCGAGAACGCGGUCGCGGCGGCGGUGGUGGUGGGUGGACCCCUCUUGCCCCUCUGGUCCAGCCCCAAGCCCCAAACCAGCCUCUACUACCCCUGCCACAGCCCCAGCUCCAGCUCGGGUCUGGUCUACGACCCCUCCUCCCUGACCCCAGGCCUCCUCUCCUCCCUGACCCUCGUCCUCCCAUUCUGCCUGAGCCUCGGCCACCUUUGCUGCCUGUCCCGACCCUUCAAGUGCAGUCAGACCACAAGCCAGAGCUCAAAAUGGAGCUCAAAGUGGAGCCUAAAGUGGAGCCUAAACCAGACCCCAAGCCAGAGGUUAACCUCGAGCCUAAACUGGAACCCAUGUUGGAACCUAAACCAGAGCUUAGCCCAGAACCUAGCCCAGAACCUAGCCUUGAGCCUAGCGCAGAGCCUAGCGCAGAGCCUAGCCUAGAGCCUAGCCCAGAACCUAGCCCAGAGCCUAGCCCAGAACCUAGCCCUGAGCCCAAAUCGGAGCCUGAACCAGAGCCCUUACCUGAAUCCCCACCAGUAACCAGCAAUACUGAGGAGGAGAUGGCAGAACCACAGACCCCCGAGGCUUCCACUCCAUGUAUGAAUGGCGAAGAGGCCGACAUGGGGCCCACCGAAGAUUUUGUCCCAGACCUCGCAACCCCCCCACCAGCUUGCAGCCUCACGCCCAGUCCCGCCCAGUCACCGUCACCAUCACCUUCCCCGUCACCUUCCCCCUCCCCGAUCCCGGACGAGCCCCCUGAACAAGGGAACGUCCCGGCUAAACUCAGCCCCCCCGUGGUGGACACUGACAGUGAACAAAGUGGGCCGAAGGAGGACGCUGAGGCAGAGCCAGUGCUAGAGAAAACAGACACUGAGGGGACAUAA
This is a messenger RNA of Sardina pilchardus (European sardine), 4560 nucleotides long. It is a transcript of the gene scaf8, whose product is annotated as SR-related CTD-associated factor 8. The coding region runs from base 94 to 4560 and encodes 1488 amino acids. The record is from RefSeq and is a predicted model, not a curated record. Gene Ontology annotation, cellular component: nucleus. Lineage: Eukaryota; Metazoa; Chordata; Actinopteri; Clupeiformes; Clupeidae. Gene Ontology annotation, molecular function: RNA binding. The transcript has 21 exons.